This is a messenger RNA of Paramecium tetraurelia, 468 nucleotides long. RefSeq lists its product as uncharacterized. The record is from RefSeq and is a predicted model, not a curated record. The transcript has a single exon. NCBI's taxonomy places the organism in Eukaryota, Ciliophora, Oligohymenophorea, Peniculida, Parameciidae.
AUGAAAUUUGUUUACAACAAUCAAAAACACUUGAUGAACAAAGGGAUUAAGUUGAGUAUGUUUAAUAAGGAAAGCUAAUAUCUAAUGCACUUGCUUUCUCUUAGAAAUAAAAUGAUUCUGAAUUAAAAUAAGGACGCAAUACAAAAACACAUUACCUAAAAUGAUUUCGAGAUGAAACCUUAGAAAUUUUAUUUGAAAGCUAUCAACUUAAAGAAUUUAGUGAAUGAGAACUAAUAAUAGGUGUGUUUAACUAAGGAAUAUUCAAAAUGGAAAUCUUAUGUAUUAAAAUAAAUCAAAGUUGUUAAAAUUGAUUAAUUUUUAUGCAUGAAUAACCCAUUUAAUUAAAUCACUCUAUUUCAAGAUAAAGCACAACAAAAGUAUGAUCUGACUUAACAUAAAUUAUUUUUAAACAUUAACUAAAUUAGGAACAAAAAAUUUUGUAUUAAACUAAAGAAGAAUCAAUUUUGA